UGAUGAAUUCCCGAUGAAUAGGACUGACCUCACUGGUAGUUCUUCUAGCUGUGUGGUGCUUGGCCGCCACGGGAUCUGAAUCAGACCUUGGCCACAUCCGAAUCUGACUAAGGUCAUGAAGGCGCACCAGAUUAUUGACACGGUUCAGAGGGAGCAGAGGCGUCAAUUUGGAGUCAAGAACCCUAGAACCGUCAUUGUGGUGACUCCCACUUAUGUGAGGACGUUCCAGGACCUUCACAUGACCGGUCUGAUGUACUCGCUGAUGCUGGUGUCGUACGAAGUCGUUUGGAUCGUGGUGGAGGCUGGUGGAGCUAGCAAUGAGACCGAUUCGAUCCUCGCCAAGUCGGGACUCCGGACCAUUCACGUUGGAUUCGAGCAGUGGAUGUCGAAUUCUUGGGAGGGUCGUCAUCGAUUGGAGGCUCAGAUGAGGCUUCGUGCAUUGAGGAAAAUGGGUAUUCUCGAGACAUUCUGACUACGGUGCACAGAAGUAGAGCUGACUGUCCACAGCUUGAGGUUUAAAGUUGUUGAACCCUUGUGCAAUCUUAUUUUCGGUAAUGUACAUCUUAUUCAAAACUUCAUGUAAUUGUCACUGGGCAGGAAAUGGUUACUGUCAGUGUAGAUGGUUCUGUGCUUGAUCGAAUUUAUAAAAUCAUGUCAUAUUUACGUCUCUGAUUUAUAUUUGUCAUAAAAUCAUGUCAUCUUGAUGCUAAAUUGAAUUUAUUAAGCAUGUAUAUUUGUUUUGAUUUAAUAUAUAUAAAUAUAUAAUUUUUUAUUAAGUUGUCUCUGAUGAUACAUUAGACUAAAUUUUGGGGCCCAGUUGUUGAAUUCUUGAAGUAUAAAAAUCUUCUUGGUA
Molecule: messenger RNA, 853 nt
Organism: Humulus lupulus (European hop)
Lineage: Eukaryota; Viridiplantae; Streptophyta; Magnoliopsida; Rosales; Cannabaceae
Product: probable beta-1,4-xylosyltransferase IRX14H
Exons: 2
Coding region: 116-472 (118 amino acids)
Biological process (GO): plant-type secondary cell wall biogenesis; glucuronoxylan biosynthetic process
Cellular component (GO): Golgi membrane
Molecular function (GO): xylosyltransferase activity; galactosylgalactosylxylosylprotein 3-beta-glucuronosyltransferase activity
Source: RefSeq, a predicted model, not a curated record